AUGCUCCGGAUACUUGAUGAGGAUUUUUCUAAAGACAUUAAAGAUUCUGGUCAUGAGGGAGUAGUUCAACAAGAGGAGCAAGAAGAUAAAGAGAGAAGAUACCAUAUUUCUCUCACGGAUAUUUGCACUGACAACCUUAAAAAUACUAGCUUUCAACAAUCUGGAUUUUUAAACAAUACAAUAUCAUUUGCUUCUCAUAUCGUAAAGUGUAGCUCUCCAAUUUCGAGCUUUGAUGAAUCAAUAUCUACUGGUCCACUCGGAACACAUUCACGAAUGCAUAUAUCCCAAGGUCAACACACAAUAAACCCUAUUUCGGAACAUAGCUUUUACAAUGUGCCUGAAUAUAUUUCGGAGCAAGAAAAGCAUAUUUUUUCAGAUUCGGAGCGGUUCUUAAGGUCAAAAAAUAAAGAUGUAUGCAGUAAUGAGAAUGACUAUGUGCAUGAUGAAUUUACCAUGCGGAAAUACUAUCACCCUCUCUUUGCACACGGAGUUUGCCGGUGGCCUGGUUGUGAAAUGGACCUAGAAGAUAUAACAUCAUUUGUAAAGCAUCUUAAUUCGGAACAUGGAUUGGAUGAUCGGUCAACUGCUCAAGCUCGUGUACAAAUGCAAGUUGUUUCUCAAUUGGAAUCUCACCUACAAAAAGAAAGAGAUCGGUUGCAAGCUAUGAUGCACCACUUGUAUCUGUCUAAGCAACUUUUAUCGCCAACAAAGGCGGAUCGAAAGGAUAUAUCCGGAAAAGAUGGAAAUUAUUGCAGAAUGACCAGUCCACUUACAAUGAAUAGUUUAGGACGCACAAUUCGACAAUCAAAUUCUCCGAGCUCUAUUAAUCUACCCAUGGUUAAUUCAACAAACUUGUGCACAAUCAAGAAAAGAAGUAUGGAUAAAACAGCGUUUUCAAUAAAUGGUGGCUUGCCAUAUAUGCUAGAGAGAGCUGGGCUUGAUGUACAACAAGAAAUACAACGAAAUAGGGAAUUCUACAAGAAUGCUGAUGUACGACCUCCUUUUACUUAUGCGUCUCUCAUAAGACAGGCCAUCAUUGAUUCUCCAGACAAACAGCUAACACUGAAUGAAAUAUAUAAUUGGUUUCAAAAUACUUUUUGUUACUUUCGUCGUAACGCUGCUACUUGGAAGAAUAACGAAGAUAUAGAACUCGGAAUGCAAUUAACAAUUGUUAAAACACGAUUACCUGAAACAUAUUAAUUCUGAGAAAAUACUAAAUAUCAUAAAUUCUACAUGGCUAAAAGAAGACACCUACGAGAUCUUAAUAUCUUCCAACAUUCCUAGAGAUAGUACAAAUGUCCCUAUCUAAAAAAAUUUCCCAUAUCCGGAUGAGCUAAAUAAUAUAUUAUCAGAUAUAACAUAUGACAGAUGAAGACGUAUUUAUUACAGAAAAUAACUGAUGAAAAGAAUCUUAAAGCAAAGAUUAGAUAUAUACUGAUUUGGAAGAAUAUUUCCCUCAAAUACUCAAAUAAUUAAGUUUUUGUGCUGAUAUAAGAGGAAAGCAGUCUGUAUAUUUUUGUUUAUUUGUGACCUCCUCAUUGCCAUGGAGCAAGGGCUCGCCGAUAUAGCUCUAGUCCAGGAGCCCUGGAUUGCGACAUGCAACUCAGUGGCCAGACUAAAGUUCUCAAAUCACAAUUUGUUCUACUCAACAUCAGAACCGUCGUACUCCAACGAAAGGGGAUCCAUGAUUACCUUAUGUCUCAUUAUAGCACGGGUGACCUGAUGGUUGUUGGGUUUCGGGAAAGUGAGGAAAAGCGCCUUCUUUUAGCUUCCU
Drosophila pseudoobscura is the source of this 1774-nucleotide messenger RNA. It is a transcript of the gene FoxP, whose product is annotated as forkhead box P. NCBI's taxonomy places the organism in Eukaryota, Metazoa, Arthropoda, Insecta, Diptera, Drosophilidae. Bases 1 to 1200 code for a protein of 399 amino acids. Gene Ontology annotation, cellular component: nucleus. Gene Ontology annotation, molecular function: RNA polymerase II cis-regulatory region sequence-specific DNA binding; DNA-binding transcription factor activity, RNA polymerase II-specific. The transcript is spliced from 7 exons. The record is from RefSeq and is a predicted model, not a curated record. Gene Ontology annotation, biological process: regulation of transcription by RNA polymerase II.